GUUUCCCCCCUGCACGCUCUUUGGAGCAGUCUGUUUGCCAGAAGAGGAGCAGUGAAAUACUCAGGUUACGCUCCAUGGCAUCAGAUCAGCUUAAAACGACUAUAAACGCUAUGAUUUUUACAUAAACUGGCUUUAUUUAUUUAUUUUUUUAAUUUUUUUAAUUUAUUGUUGUUGUUGCUCCUGGAGAAUGGAGAGCAGCAAGCUGAGGGCAGUGCUGCUGCUGAAGUUGCAUUUGCUGUGGAUCUUUGGGAUGUCUCUGCAGACUCACUCUGCUCCAAACCCUGAGGAUGUGAUUGACCUGUUGGCGGCCCUGAACCUGUCCCAGCACAGAGGCGGUGUGUCCAGGCUGCAGACUUCCAGCAGCUUCAUGUAUAAAAUUCGUCCCAGAGCAGCUCACCUGAUCCUGCCUCAGGAAUAUUCCCAUCGCCUUCACGCCAGAUUUCAGGGCAACAUGGGGGUGCAUUUGGUGGGACGUCAGGCUCUGAGAUCCAGCGCCACCGUUUUUUCUCUUUCCUCGACGUCCUCACCUAUUCUCCAAAUCGUCUCAUCUACCCUCGAUGACACCCUGCAAUUAAGCUUAUCUGGAGGAAGAGCUCCUGUCAGUCUUCUCUUUCCAAAAACAAAUCCUCUCUCUGGGGGGAUCUGGGUCCAGCUGGCCGUGAGCCUGGAGCCCGACAGACUGGUGUUUUUUGUUGAGUGUCAAGAUGCUGUGGUGUUACCGAUAAAAAGUGAGCACAGGGUCAGUUGGGAAGUUCCUCCAGAUGUGGUCAUUGCUCUUGGCAGCAUUCCAGAAAGCAACGACAGCAAAUUUAAUGGUUUUCUGAAGACAGCUGAAAUAUCACUGAAAGCAUACGCGAGGCGUCCGUGGAGUUGUGACAACGUUACAGAUGACCUGCCUGGGCCUCGUCACGACACACAAAGUCCAAACGCUCCAGCUGACACCAGUCAAAGUGUUCAUCUCGAUGCGUCGCUCAAUGAACGUCAAACAAACCCCUGGCUUCAGGAGCAAAGCAGCCAUCAUCCUCAGGACCUCCAGAGUGACCGGCAGCAGAGAGCGGCAGUGCUGGGGCCUCCUGGACCUCCUCAGGGGGUGAGAAGUGUCUCUCAGGCGCAGACGGACGACAGGGUGGACAAGCUGGAGAAGAGGCUGGAGGAGCUGAGCCGUAUGCUGGAAAUGGUCAAAGCUCAGAACGCAGAUCUGCAGUCCCGUGUCACGUACCUGGAGGGGUGUGAGUGUGUGAAGCGGGGGUGCGUUUGGGACGGACAUAAAGUGGAGGAGGGGCGGCGCUGGCAGCUUGACCUGAACACUGUGUGCUCCUGCACAUCUGGAGAGGUCGCCUGUCAAACUAACAGCAGAGGGUGUGAUCAGGAUGGUGGAGUGCACAAUGUGUCCUACGUCACUGUGGACGGUUGUCAGACGUGUACGUGUAAGGACGGUAACAGGGAGUGCUCUCCCCAGCCGUGCCCUCCUGCAGACUGUCCACCGAGGGAAACUGGAGACUGCUGCCAGGACGGCAGAGCUUGCACCCACUCAGGUGUCAGGUACGAGCACGGAGCCAGGUGGAGGCCAGCAGAGAGUCCCUGUGACGUCUGCUCCUGUUUGGAGGGCCGUGUCCACUGCGAGAGGGAGAAGUGCAGCCCCCCAUGUGAAAACCCUUCUGCUCCUCCACCUGGCAGCUGCUGUCCAGUCUGCCAGGGCUGUGCUGUGAAUGGACACGACUUCCCUAACGGCGCUGUGAUCCCCACAGGAGACCGCUGUCAGGAGUGUACAUGUGUGGAUGGAAACGUGGUGUGUUCAGCUUACAGAUGUCCUGCCUCGCCUUGCCCCAACCCUGUGCAUCGUGCUGGAGACUGCUGCCCACGAUGUGAGCAGUGUGAAUAUGAGUCGGAGGUGUACGUGAACGGUGAACGGUUCACAUCCAGGAGGGAUCCAUGCGUCCAGUGCCGCUGCUCUGAAAGUGAAGUAUCUUGUGAGCGGAUGGAGGCCUCCUGCCCCACACCUCACUGUAAACAUCCAGCCAAGCGCAGAGGAGAGUGUUGUCCCACAUGCAGAGAGUGUGAGUUUGACAGAAGGGUGUACGCUGAUGGACAAGUGUUCGUCCCUGCUGGGAGUGGACCCUGCCUGCAGUGCAGGUGUAAGGCUGGAAAUGUAGUUUGCCAUGAAGAAAAAUGUCCUCCAGUCCGGUGCUCCAACCCUGUUCAUGACCCACAUCUUUGCUGUCCAGUCUGCAAAGCCUGUGUAUUGGAGGGGGUGGAAUAUGAAGAAGGCUCCAGCUGGCACCCUGAGGGCCCGUGCUCCAGCUGCACCUGUGUGAACGGAGAGAUCUCAUGCACGCACGUGCGGUGUCCCCCCUCUGACUGUCAGCACCCCAGUAAGACAACAGGUUCCUGUUGUGAAGUGUGUGACAGCUGCACUUAUAACCACCGGAUCUACAGCAACGGACAGAGGUUCACGACCCCUGACCAGCCAUGCCACGUCUGCACUUGCCUGCAUGGGACCGUCGGGUGUGAGAGACAAACCUGUCCCCGGCUCAACUGCUCCAACUCCUACACGCCACCUGGAGAGUGCUGCCCUAAAUGUCAAGAUUGCUCCUUUGAAAACCACAUAUUUGUGGACGGAGAGGCUUUCCCCAAUCCCGUGAGUGUGUGUGAGGAGUGUCGGUGUGUGAGCGGAAGGAUUGACUGCCACCGACCUCAGUGUCCUCGUCCUAACUGUAACGCCCCGCUGCCUGGAACGUGCUGCAAAAACAACUGCAAUGGCUGCGGUUACGCUGGGAAAGAGUAUCCAAACGGGCAGGACUUUCAACAUCCAUCUGACCCCUGCAGGACGUGCAGCUGCAGAAAUGGGAACGUUCAGUGUUCAUCAAGGAGGUGUCCACCACCAUCAUGCUCCAACCCAAAUAUGCUCCCAGGAGACUGCUGCCCCCAGUGUCCAGACCCUCCAUCAGACUGUGUGUACGAGCAGAGGCCUUACAGACACACGGAGCGUUUCCACCCGCCGACCGACAGCUGCCAAACAUGCGUGUGCAACAACGGCUCGGUCCACUGUCAGCACAAGCCCUGCCCUUUCGCUCCGUGCUCUCACCCCGUCACGCAAGAGUGUUGCCGGUCGUGCCAAGGCUGCUCCCACGAAGGCCGAGAACGAGCGAACGGCGAGAGGUGGGACGAUUCGUCAGACCCGUGCGUGGAGUGUGUUUGUCGCGAAGGCUCGGUUCAGUGUGAGAGGAAACGCUGUCCGCCGUCCAACUGCCAACACCCGGUGCAGAGACGGUGCUGCAUGUCCUGUGAUGGCUGCUCGUAUAAUGGUAGAGAAAUUCCUGACGGCACUGAGUUCGGCGAUGACAAAGACCCCUGCAGGGUGUGCUCUUGUUACAGAGGUAACAUCGUCUUCACCAAGCUACCGUGUGAUGGAGACUGCAACCACCCAUACAAACCUCCUGGGCAAUGCUGUGGAGAAUGUGACCGCUGCUCCUAUAACAAUGCGGUUCUUCUUAGUGGACAGUCUAUCGCUGACCCGGGGGACCCCUGCUCUGAAUGUAUCUGCCAGAGUGGCUCAGUUCGAUGCGUGAGGAAGUCAUGUCCAGCGGCUCUCUGUCCUCACCCUGUCACCAACCCAUGUGGCUGCCCUGUCUGUAAUGGUUGUUAUUUCCAGGGCGUGACGUAUGCUGAUGGACAGGUCCUCCAAGGGGUAAAACAUACGUGCCAGGACUGUACAUGUUCUAGAGGUGAGGUGGUGUGUGCACGGAGAAGGUGCCCUGCUGUGUCCUGCUCCCACCCAGCUCUGGACAGCUGUGCAUGUGGAGAGUGUGACCGGUGCAACUUUAAUGGAAGAGACUGUUUCAAUGGAGAGCAAUUCCAGCAUCCUGAAGACCCCUGUCAGCACUGCACAUGUUUGAAUGGCAGGGUGCUGUGUGCAUCUGUAGCUUGUACACCCCCCACUUGUCAGCACCCAGAGACCCCUUCUGGGGAGUGCUGCCCUGUCUGCACAGGGAAGUGCUUUCAUGAGGGUGAAGAGUAUCCAUCUGGCUCCACCUUUACAUCACGCUCUGAUCACUGCUCUACCUGCUCCUGCGUGAAUGAGGUGGUGAGCUGUCAGAGGAGAUCUUGUCCAGUCCAAUGCUCACAUCCCGUCCCUUCAGAGAACUGCUGCCCUGUUUGUGACUCCUGCCUGUAUGAGGGCGUCGUCCACCAUCACGCUCACGUCUUCACUUCUCUCUUCAACCCCUGCCAGCGAUGCACGUGUGUCAGAGGCACCGUUUCCUGUGUGCCCCUCGUCUGCCCGCCAGCGCCCUGCGCUCGGCCCGUGACCCGGCCAGGGCAGUGCUGUCCAGAGUGCACAGGGUGCGUGCUGGAUGGACAGGAGUUCAGUGACGGGCAGACUUGGCGGCUGAGCUCAAACCGUUGUUUCACCUGCACCUGCCAGGGAGGUGAGGUGCAUUGUUCAUCACCUGAGUGUCCCCAGCUGCCCUGUCUGCAUCAGGUGACUGAUUCAGGAUCCUGCUGUCCUCACUGCAGAGGUUGUAUGUAUGGAGGAGAGGAGCAUGCAGAGGGCAGCAGCUGGUUCGCAGACUCCACCCCCUGCAUGACCUGUCAGUGUGUGGAUGGAGUGACCACCUGCUCUGAGGUGCGCUGUUUGUCUCCUUGUGUAAACUUCAUCAACGUGCCCGGGGAGUGCUGUCCGGUGUGUGCAGGAGAUUGUGUGUUUGAGGGCAGAGUGUACAGCCCCGGAGACAGUUUCCAACCAGCUGAUGACCCCUGUCAGAUCUGCACGUGUGAGGUGAUGCCAGACGGAGAGCAACACCUGAAGUGUUACAAAAAGCAAUGUCCCAGUUUGGUCAACUGUCCCAAGAACCAAAUCCUUUUCUCCGGACCGGAGUCCUGCUGUCCUGUCUGUGCACAGCCUCUCACCAACUGUACAACGACACUGAUUGGAAAUGAGGUGUUGGCAACAGAUGACCCCUGUUUCACCUGCCAGUGCCAGGAUCUGACAUGGACCUGCUUAAAGCAAACAUGCCCACCGCUUGCCUGUCCUCUCACUGAACAGUUCACUCUCCCAGAUUCAUGCUGCCCGGUGUGUGAAGAAUGUGUGAUCGAGGGUCAAAACAGGCGCGUGACCAGCAGCACCAGCUGGACGGACAGCGAUGACAAUUGUGUCACGUGUGUUUGUAACUGGGGCCACAUCGAGUGCAGCAUUGAAGACUGCGAACCUGCUGUUUGUGAGGAUGGCCAGAAACAAGUGAAAGUUCCGGGAAAAUGCUGCCACGAAUGCCAAGACUCGGGGGAGUCGUGUUUGUACCAGGGGUUGUUGUAUCGCUCUGAUGAGCAGUGGGAGGUGGACGAGUGCACCAGCUGCACGUGUGUGUCUGGAGACGUGCACUGUAGGAGCGAACGCUGCCCUCCGCUCACAUGUGCAGCCGACGAGAUGCUUGCAGUCAUUCCAGGCUUGUGUUGUCCUCACUGUCUCCCUCGUCCGGCUACCUGCAUCACCUUCGGCGAUCCUCAUUAUCGCACCUUCGAUGGCCGCAUGUUCCACUUCCAGGGAGCGUGCACGUACGUCCUGACGCAGGACUGUUCAGGCGGAGCCUUCAGUGUUCACGCUACAAAUGAUAAUCGUGGACGUAACGGAGUGUCCUGGACUAAAGAGGUGACGGUCUUUCUCGGAAAUGUCACCGUGCAGCUCCUCCAAGACUGGGUUGUUAAGGUAAAUGAAGAGAUUGUGGCGUUGCCUUUCCUUAGUGAGCCGUACGUCUUUGUAGAGCGACAAACCAACACCGUCCUGCUCAACACCAACAUUGGUCUGAAGGUGCUGUGGAGACCUCGCUCACACCUGGAAGUGAGCGUGCCGGGUUCAUUCAAGGGUCAAACCUGUGGUCUCUGUGGAAACUUCAACAGCUUUCACCAGGAUGACCUCCAAAUGCCUAACGGCCAAAUCAGCCAAUCAGAAGCGGAGUUUGGCAACAGCUGGAGAGUGACCAACGGAAACCACGCCCUCUCUUCCUGCCAUCCCGGCGAGGAUGUUGGUCCCUGUAGAAGUGCAGGAUACCAGGCCAAAAAGGGGGCGAACGCUCGCUGCAGAGUCCUGAAGUCUGCUGCCUUCAAGCCCUGUCAUCGAGUCAUCCCCCCUGAACCGUGGUACGGCGCCUGCGUGUACGACCUCUGUGCCUGUGGAUCCAACUCUGACGAGUGUCUGUGCGACACGCUGGAGGCAUACGCCAGUCAGUGCAGAGAGGCCGGGGUCGUCCUGCAGUGGAGGAGCGCGUCGCUGUGUGCUGUAGGCUGCCCGGUGGAGAGGGGCUUCGUGUUUGACGAGUGCGGCCCACCGUGUCCCGUCACGUGCUUCAACGUCGACGUGCCGCUGGGCGUGAUAGAGAGCCACUGCUUCAAGCCCUGUGUCCCGGGCUGCCAGUGUCCCGCUGGUCUGGUUCUGCACAACAGCUACUGCAUACCCCCAGGGAAGUGUCCAAAAAUCAUCCACGGCCACCAGUUAUGAUCCCUGAGCUGCUCAGUCACAAAAACACACAGAUUUCUACACUCACGUGUACCGCAUCCCCUGUUUUCUUCAUGUUUUAUUCCAAAAACAGGAAAAAUAUCCAGCUGCACCUCGUGGAUUUUACAUAUUGACCCAAGAUGUUGGUUUAUGUAGCACUGAGUGUUUAUAAAACACGCAAUUUAAUGAUCAUUUUUAUUUUCACUAUUUUUUUUUUGUUUUGUUUUUGUUUUUUUUACAGUGUAGCAGAUUUAACGCCAGUAAAAAAUAAUUUGUUUACUGUGCAGCUUAAAAGUAUGUGCAAUGUCUGACUGUAUGUACAAUAAUUAACAAUCUCAGGUGCUCUUCAUUUGUUAGUUCACAAAUAAACAGAAGCUUGACUA
Austrofundulus limnaeus is the source of this 6870-nucleotide messenger RNA. RefSeq names its product kielin cysteine rich BMP regulator (gene kcp). Gene Ontology annotation, molecular function: protein binding. Gene Ontology annotation, biological process: positive regulation of BMP signaling pathway. The record is from RefSeq and is a predicted model, not a curated record. Bases 188 to 6490 code for a protein of 2100 amino acids. The transcript has 46 exons. Gene Ontology annotation, cellular component: extracellular region. NCBI's taxonomy places the organism in Eukaryota, Metazoa, Chordata, Actinopteri, Cyprinodontiformes, Rivulidae.